Messenger RNA from Brettanomyces nanus, 4947 nucleotides. RefSeq lists its product as uncharacterized. The record is from RefSeq and is a predicted model, not a curated record. Gene Ontology annotation, cellular component: plasma membrane. Gene Ontology annotation, molecular function: magnesium ion binding; ATP binding; ATP hydrolysis activity. Bases 1 to 4947 code for a protein of 1648 amino acids. Gene Ontology annotation, biological process: phospholipid translocation. The transcript has a single exon. Lineage: Eukaryota; Fungi; Ascomycota; Pichiomycetes; Pichiales; Pichiaceae.
AUGCCCUCCGAUAAAGGUCAUGAUACUAAUGGCCAUGGCCAUAUCCAGAGCCCCUUCGAUGAUCGCUAUAGAUUUGAUCAAGUACAUACUAGUCUGCAAGACAAUCCUAGUGUACCGCUGUCUUCUGAGAUGCGUGCAUCUUCACGUCGUCAUAACACUUCUGCUUCCGGUGAACUUAGCUUUGGAACACUAGGUGAAUUACCUUCUGAUAAAUAUCCUAGGUUGACCAACGAAGUCGACCAAGAUUCGGACUCUGUUAGUGGAGACUCGGAUAGUAUCGAAGGAACACCCGCUAUCCAUCAAAGCGGUAAGUUUGAGUCAAUCAAUUUAAAGCAGGCUCAUGUUAAUUUUACGGAAACUUCUGAGCUUCCGGAUUCUUCCGUAUCCCUAGGAAAUGUUUUCGGCACUUCCAGCACUUCCAGCACUUCCAGCUCACAUCCGAAAAGAACUAGAACUUUGUUUCGUCGUGAUCGUUGGGGUACACAGCGUAAAAAAAAUGGGAAACCUAUUCGUAAGGGAACCCUCCAUCGUGGGAGAACGUUGAGAGGAACACUACGAAGAAUCCCUCAUGCCAAAAGGCUUUUUAGUGGUUCUGCACAAGACGCUGAUGAGGACGAAGGAUUGGCGAACGGUGGUCCUUCUACAAAGGACGAAACGGACAGGUCCGAUGAGAAGCGUAAUGUGUUCUGGAACACUUCACUACCUGAAACAGAGUUGGAUGAAGAUGGAAACAUUCCUGAGUAUCCUAGAAACAAAAUAAGAACUACCAAGUAUACACCACUUAGUUUCGUCCCGAAGAAUUUGUUCUUUCAGUUCAAGAACGUUGCAAAUAUCUAUUUCCUUACGAUGAUUGUUCUUGGUUUCUUCAACAUCUUUGGUGUGCCAAACCCAGCAAUGUCUGCAGUACCUUUGAUUGUUAUUGUGUGUAUAACGGCAUUUAAAGAUGCAUUGGAAGACUCCCGAAGAACUGUUAGUGAUAUGCAGAUCAACAAUAUGGUCACACAUGUCGCUCAAGGUGUCGACAACCCGAAUUUUAACGGUGAGGAUAUCAGUCUGUGGAGAAAGUUCAAGAAGCUCAACUCCAGACUGGUUCUCAAAAUCAUCCGUAAGCUCAAGAACCAGCAAGAGACCAACCCCUUGGAAUACAACGGUGGUCCCAGGAAGUCGUUGGAUAGUUUUGACUACCGUCAUAGUGCUGAUUUUGCUACUGAGAGCAACCUUUCCGUUGCCACCGAUCCAUUUGGAGACGUCCAUGCUUACGAUUCCCGUGAAGAUGUUUUGUCUUCCCAGGACAAGUUUAGCCCACAGGUGAAGCCAUUUACGGCACCAAUUGAUCCCAAUACUAUUGAAAUACACCCAACUUUCAAGCGUGAUUACUGGAAGAGCGUGCACGUGGGUGAUAUAGUAAAGAUAAAAAAUGAUGAUCAAGUUCCUGUCGAUAUUGUGAUAUUGGCCACGUCCGAUUCCGAUGGUGGAUGCUACGUGGAGACCAAGAAUCUCGAUGGCGAGACGAAUUUGAAGGUUAAACAGGCGUUGAAAUGCUCCUCAUCUUACAUCCGUAAUGCCGAUGAUUUGGCACGCUGUAAGUUCUGGCUCGAAAGUGAAGGCCCAAAAGCAAACUUGUACAGCUAUGAGGGUAAUCUACAGUACUAUGUGAAUGGAAAUGAGAACAAUGAGCUUUCAAAUGAGCCCGUGACGAUCAAUAACCUUCUUCUUAGAGGAUGUUCUCUUCGAAACACUAAAUGGGUGGUAGGAAUUGUGGCUUUCACUGGUCCUGAUACCAAGAUCAUGCUUAAUUCCGGCAUUACACCAACCAAACGGUCACGUAUUUCCCGUGAAUUGAACUGGGAGGUUGUGUUGAAUUUCAUUCUCUUGUUCGUCCUCUGUUUCAUCUCUGGUCUUAUGAAUGGUCUUUUCUAUAAACAGCCCAGCAAUUCAGCUCAAUACUUUGAGUAUGGUGCCAUUGCUGGUGCUCCUGUGACGAAUGGUAUAGUGGGAUUUUUCGUGUCUCUUAUUUUAUAUCAGUCACUUGUUCCUAUUUCUCUUUACAUUUCCAUCGAAAUCAUUAAGACUGCUCAGGCCUUCUUCAUAUAUUCCGAUGUCAAUAUGUAUAACGAGAGACUUGACUAUCCAUGUGUGCCAAAGUCGUGGAAUAUAUCUGAUGAUUUGGGCCAGAUUGAGUACAUAUUCUCUGACAAGACAGGAACUCUAACUCAAAAUAUCAUGGAAUUCAAAAAGUGCACAAUCAACGGCAAGAUUUAUGGUCGUGCCUAUACUGAGGCAUAUGCCGAUAUCAGACGUAGACAGGGAGUUGAUGUGGAAGAAGAGGCUGUUCGGGAAAAGAAGGAGAUUGCUGAGGAUAAGGCUGAUAUGAUCUCUAUCCUGCAAAAUUUGAACAAAAAAGCGAUUGACGAGAAAGAUUUGGAUGAGAAUUUGACAUUUGUGUCGAAGACUUUCGCCGAAGAUCUCAAGGGUGACAGUGGAGAUGACCAGAAGCUCGAUGUGGAGAAUUUCUCACUGGCCCUUGCUCUCUGUCAUAGUGUCCUUACUGAGAAGUCCAGGAAGCCACCAUUCAAGACGGAAUUUAGGGCCCAGAGUCCAGAUGAAUCUGCAUUAGUUAGUACUGCACGUGAUGUGGGAUUCACCUUUGUGGAUAGAACGAAAUCCGGCAUUAUAUUGGACGUUCAAGGUGUUCAGACGGAGUACCAGAUCCUCAACAUAUUGGAGUUCAAUUCUACGAGAAAGAGAAUGAGUGUGAUCAUUAAAGUUCCCUCUGCCAACCCGGACGAACCUCCCAAGGUUAUGCUCAUUUGUAAAGGUGCUGAUUCCGUUAUUUUUUCACGUUUAAGCUCCAAGAAUUCUUCUGAACUACUUGAGAAGACAGCUAUUCAUUUAGAGCAGUUUGCCACCGAGGGUCUUCGUACACUUUGUGUUGCCCAAAGGGAGCUUUCCUGGGAAAAGUAUGAGGAAUGGAAUGAACGCCACAACAUCGCUGCUUCGUCGUUGGUGGAUCGUGAGUCCAAGAUUGAAGAGGUUGCCUCAGAGAUUGAGCAGGAGCUCUUCCUUUUGGGAGGAACAGCUAUUGAGGAUCGUUUACAAGAUGGAGUUCCGGAAUCCAUCCAAUUGUUGGCUAGAGCAGGUAUCAAGCUUUGGGUUCUAACUGGUGACAAGGUAGAGACAGCCAUCAAUAUUGGAUUCUCGUGUAAUUUGCUCGAGAACAGUAUGAAUUUGUUGGUAAUCAAAACAUCGGGUGAUGACAUUCAGAAGAUGUUUGAUCCGCAAAAAUGGAGAGAGAUUGGUGAUGACAGGUCUGCCGUGGUUUCAACGUUGAUUGGUAAGUAUCUCAUGGAGAGCUUUGGUAUGGAAGGUACGGAGGAGGAAUUGGAGAAGGAGAAGAAUAUACAUAAACCUCCAAGUGGUAACUUUGGUAUUGUGAUAGAUGGAGAUGCUCUUAAAAUGGCUCUUUCGGAUGAGAUUCAGAUCAAGUUCUUAUUGCUUUGCAAGCAGUGUAAGGCAGUGUUAUGCUGUCGUGUUUCUCCAGCUCAGAAAGCUGCCGUGGUGCAACUGGUUAAGGAGAAGUUAGAAGUGAUGACUCUUGCCAUUGGAGAUGGAUCCAAUGAUGUGGCCAUGAUCCAGGCAGCAAAUGUGGGUGUUGGUAUCGCUGGUGAAGAAGGUACGCAGGCAGCCAUGUCUUCAGACUAUGCUAUUGCUCAGUUCCGGUAUCUUACACGGUUGGUAAUUGUUCAUGGUCGUUGGUCGUACAAGAGACUCUCAGAGAUGAUCCCUGCAUUUUUCUAUAAGAAUGUGGUGUUCACGCUUGCCUUGUUUUGGUACGGAAUUUACAAUAACUUUGACGGAACCUACUUGUUUGAGUAUACCUUUUUGACUUUCUACAAUUUGGCAUUCACAUCCUUGCCGGUGAUCUUCCUUGGUAUCUUCGAUCAGGAUGUAGACGAUCGUAUCUGUUUCUUGGUUCCACAAUUAUACAGAAGCGGUAUUCUUCGGCAAGAUUGGAACGUUCAAAAGUUUGUCUGGUAUAUGAUUGAUGGUUUUUACCAAUCGUUGAUCUGUUACUAUUUACCUUAUUUUCUCUAUUACAGAGCCAUUUAUGUUGCUGGAAGCGGAUUGCCCUUGAAUCAUCGUUUUCUUAUGGGUUUGCUCGUUUCCACUAUAGCAAUUACUUCUUGUGAUUUCUACGUGUUAGCACACCAGAAGCGUUGGGAUUGGCUCUCUGUACUCAUUACCUCGUUAUCGAUCCUUAUUACGUUUGGUUGGACUGGUGUUUGGUCUUCUUCACUUACUAGUGGAAUUUUCUAUAAGGCAGCUGAUCAGGCUUAUUCAGCGGUGUCGUUCUGGGCCUGCUUUUUUGUUGGUUGUUUGAUCUGUAUGAUGCCUAGAUUUUGUUAUGACUUUGUUUCUUCUGCUGUGGCGCCUAAGGACAUUGAUCUCGUGAGAGAGCAGGUGUCUCUUGGUGUCUAUGACAGAUAUCCUGAAGGAUACGAUCCUACGGAUCCGGAUAGACCUCAUAUGACAAAAGUUGAUACUCUUUCUGAGUAUGAACUGAGCGGCUCCAAAGGAUCCAAAGGAUCCAAUGGAUUGUCGUAUCCCUCACCGGUUUAUCAGGUUCCUCGAAGAUCAGUGUUUUCGAGAUUAUUCGGCAAAACGAAAUCUUUUCCAGCCAAUGCCUCUAUGGAUUCGCUAGCCACAGAGGAGAUCGAACUAGAUUUUUCCUCGCCGCAAAGUCGAUAUCAAAGGAAGCUUGAUGACAAUGAGCAUCUUGAUAUUUCUGAUAGAGCCAAAUCAUUGGAAAGAACGAGAACUUCUAUGGAAUACAGCAGAACGGGAGAGGGUAACGGAAGAGGAGCUAGUAUGGACAGGGUGAGAACCAGUUUGGACCUUCCGGGUAUCACUACUGCUCACUCGUUGAUUGAGAGAUUGUCUAAAUGA